UGUUUAAUCUCUUUUAUAUACGUUCCCUCUCUUCUCUCCUUCACUCUUAGACUCAAAUCUGUGUACAUGUAAGAGCUAGAGAUCACGCCAAGAAAAUACAUUUCUUCAUUCACCAAAAAAACAUGGUGGCCAAUGCCUCACUCGCCGCCGCAUUAAUCGUCGGCUUUGCGCUUCUCUUCGCCGUCACGGCGGAAAGUCCGUACAGGUUCUUCGAAUGGAACGUCACUUACGGUGAUAUCUACCCACUCGGUGUUCGCCAGCAGGGUAUUCUGAUCAACGGGCAGUUUCCGGGACCGGACAUUCACUCCGUUACUAAUGACAAUCUCAUCAUUAACGUCUACAAUAGCCUCGACGAACCUUUCCUCCUUUCAUGGAAUGGAGUUCAACAGAGGAGGAACUCGUACGUGGAUGGAGUGUACGGCACGACUUGCCCUAUCCCGCCGGGACAGAACUACACUUACAUUCUUCAAGUGAAGGAUCAGAUCGGAAGUUUCUACUACUUCCCUUCUCUCGCUUUCCACAAAGCCGCCGGUGGUUUUGGUGGCCUCCGCAUCCUCAGCCGUCCUGGUAUCCCAGUCCCUUUCGCUGACCCUGCCGGAGAUUACACAGUUCUCAUCGGAGACUGGUACAAAUCUAACCACACGGAUUUGAAGGCACAGCUUGAUAGUGGUAGGAAGCUUCCUUUACCAGAUGGUAUCCUCAUCAACGGCCGUGGAAGUGGUGCCACUCUCAAUGUUGAACAAGGCAAGACAUACAGGUUGAGAAUAUCCAAUAUAGGGCUACAACACUCUCUCAACUUCCGCAUUCAGAACCACAAGAUGAAAGUGGUUGAAGUGGAAGGGACUCACACUCUUCAGACUACUUUCUCUUCUCUCGAUGUUCACGUUGGUCAGUCUUACUCGGUUCUUGUGACCGCCGACCAGCCUGCACAGGAUUAUUACGUGGUGGUCUCUUCUAGGUUUACCUCGGAUGUCUUGACCACCACUGGUGUUCUCCGUUACAGUGGUUCUGCUGGUGGUGUGUCUGGACCUAUUCCUGGUGGACCAACCGUACAAAUAGACUGGUCUUUGAACCAGGCUCGAGCCAUCAGAACUAACCUUACGGCGAGUGGACCAAGGCCAAACCCACAAGGAUCAUACCACUACGGUAUGAUAAACACCACAAGAACUAUCAGACUCGCUAGCUCUGCUGGUCAAGUCAAUGGGAAGCAACGAUACGCUGUGAACAGUGUAUCGUUUAAUCCGGCAGACACUCCUCUGAAACUCGCGGACUACUUCAAGAUCGACGGUGUUUACAGAGUUGGAAGCAUACAGAGCCAACCCACUGGUGGAGGAAUCUACCUCGACACGUCUGUUAUGCAGACCGAUUACAGAACCUUUAUUGAGAUUGUGUUCGAAAACUCUGAGGAUAUUGUCCAGAGUUGGCAUCUUGACGGUUACUCUUUCUGGGUUGUUGGGAUGGACGGUGGGCAAUGGACUCCUGAUAGUAGGAACGAGUACAAUCUACGUGAUGCAGUAGCUCGCUGCACCGUUCAGGUGUAUCCGAGUUCAUGGACGGCUAUAUACAUUGCACUGGACAACGUAGGGAUGUGGAACUUAAGGUCAGAGUUCUGGGCAAGGCAGUACUUAGGACAACAGUUCUAUUUACGCGUCUACACAACUUCCACUUCUCUUAGGGAUGAGUACCCAAUCCCCAAGAACGCUCUUCUUUGCGGUAGAGCUAGUGGUCGUAGCACCAGACCGCUUUGAAUUGUGGAGAGAUAAGAGAGAUGGUCAACCAAACCAGCUGAUUCGUUCUCGAUGAGUGUUUUCUUGUUUUAUUCAUUCUUCAUUUUGCUAAUGAAUGGAAGAGUUGUUGUCAAAUCAUUAUGUCAGUUUGUAACGAUCUCAGCUCGAGGUCUCAAUUCUUAUUCUUUCUUUUUUAUAUAAAAAAUAACUUUGGAGGGAAA
This is a messenger RNA of Brassica napus (rape), 1948 nucleotides long. RefSeq names its product L-ascorbate oxidase homolog. Bases 123 to 1748 code for a protein of 541 amino acids. Lineage: Eukaryota; Viridiplantae; Streptophyta; Magnoliopsida; Brassicales; Brassicaceae. Gene Ontology annotation, molecular function: copper ion binding; oxidoreductase activity. The record is from RefSeq and is a predicted model, not a curated record. The transcript is spliced from 7 exons.